Molecule: messenger RNA, 5866 nt
Organism: Patiria miniata (bat star)
Lineage: Eukaryota; Metazoa; Echinodermata; Asteroidea; Valvatida; Asterinidae
Product: interphotoreceptor matrix proteoglycan 2-like
Exons: 10
Coding region: 772-2190 (472 amino acids)
Source: RefSeq, a predicted model, not a curated record
CAUUCAUGGCAUGUGGUCUCUAACUGCCUUGGAUGUUUAUAAACGUCAUCUUGGACGAUUAUAUAGUGUGGCCUCAGUCUCCAGGACUUGGCAUUAUCACUCACGAGAGGUGCGUGAAUGGUGUCAAUCGAACUCGUACAGAAGAUUGCUGAACAUCUGUACGAUUGCAGACAACUACUAGAACUAGCUAGCUCUGCUCAUAACACGCAAUUUUACAGUUCAUCUCGGUGUCUGCUACUUGCUAGGGUUCUCGGGUUAAUCUAGCUGUGAGAUUUCAACUCUCCGUGCACUAGUUACGCGACCCCUACUUGGCACUGAGACGUGCACCAGAUGCUACACAGUACACACGUACACCGCACUCUCAUACCACCAUCAUUCCACCACUAGCACUAGACGAAGUGCAAGCAGGUGUUUCACCAUAAAGCUUGUCCUCCAUGGUUGGACAAGUGAAGAAACUCCAUUCCGGCGGCCUUAUUUCUCUCUGCUUCAACGCAGCCAAGUGAAUGUUUAUCUACACUAGUGUAGAUCCAGUUUGGAGUUCAGUUUGCGGCUCAUUCUUGCCCUAGUCUAACUUCACGAGCACGACGAGCUAAUCUGGGCUGAGUGACUUGUGUCGUACUCUAGUAUUAGUGAAGUAUAUUCCAAGACACCGGAAGUAUUCUCUUGUAAAGCCAAGGCUGUACACGUGGACAUUUUGAUAUACUCAGCUCUUCAUUCUGUACUUUGCUUCGUGACUGGCCCACUUCGAGUACCCCCACCUCUGCUCCUGCAAUGGCUGCACGUCUUCUCAAUUCCCACGCGGGACUAGUCUUAGGCCAGAGAUCCCCGCAGUUCAUCCACCUCACGCUUGUGAUAUUCUGCCUGUGUUUCACGAUAUCGACAAAACUUGCAGCCGCACAGACAAACAUGACAAACAUGACAACCGAAGCUUCCUCGGAUCUUGCGACUGAGAUAGUGACUGAGAUUGUCACUGAGUUGGAGGAAGAAGAGACGACGACCGUGCCGAGUACAACUGCCGAUGACACUGAGGAAUUCACUGAUGGAGAAACCACGCCAGAACUCCUAACCGAUCCUCCUGGGCAGAAGUUGGUUAUGCGCUUCACUAUCAGUAACAGAAACUACAGUGAUAUCGAGAACCCGGACGAAAGAGAGGAACUAGAGAGUUUGCUGGUUGAAGAGCUUGAAGAGUUAUACUCCAACAACAAAAAGUUCAGAUCUGUUACCGUGUUGGAAUUCCGAAACGGAAGCAUCAUUGUGGACGUUGAACUUGAAUUUACAGACGCCCUCAACGUCCAAGAGCGCGCACAAGUGUUCACAGCGCUCUACGAGAAAGUUGUCCUUAAUGGAACGUUGGGGGCGCUUGAGGUGCAGGACUUGAAACACGUGAAGGACGAUGGCAAGAUUGAGGAGCUGAACGAUGCGUGCGACAUCCGCCCUUGUCUUCAGACUGAGAUGAAAUGCGUUGCCAAUGGAACCAAGUGCACAGCAAGUUGUAGCGACAACAAAGGCUAUUGUUUGAAUAAUUCCACCUGUCGGCCUAACAACGAUUACAUUGUCUGCAAAUGCAAGAAGGAUUUUUUUGGCUAUCGAUGUGACAAGAAACCCUUGCCACCAAGUGGGGGGAGAGAUGAUAACGCAUACAUAGGUAUCAUCGCAGCCGCCGGCAUCGCUGUCCUCUUGCUGCUUGUAAUGAUCGUUGGGUGUGGCUACAGCAGAUUAGUCAACAGGGGCAAGGAAUCGGAUACGUCGAAGCUCUUCCAGGCCGAUAAUAUGGUGGCUCUGGAGAUGCUCGAUGAACCCCCUCCCGUCGUGGGGGGCGUGGCUUGCCAGACCAUCGAAUCCUUCUUACUCACCAAGUACAUGAAGCACGGUAUCCCGCCCAAACCAGGUUUUCAGCACGAAAUCAUUCAGACAAACGAAUCGUUCUUGCUGGACAAGGCGCAGCGAGAACGCGAGUCCAACAACGUUCCAACAAUCAUCACACCGAACGGUACCGGGGCCUCACCGCCUCCUGCCCCGGCACCCACCCCGGUGAGCUCCCCGGUACCUGAAGACCAGCCGAGCACGGAGCCAGAGCAGGGAUUGAGCAACGAGGCUUUCGUAGAGGACGAAGGGGACAUUGUGCCGACUGCGGAGGUAGUUGGGGAUGAAGCCAAAACAGACAUCGGAAAAAAGAUCAUAAAAGUCUGAAAACUGAGCUAUGAAAACGACGCCGUGUAAACUCCGAAUCCUGCAGAACAAAAUGAGAUUUGAUAUAUUCGUUAUCUUAAAGCAGCAAAAGCUUAGAGCCUACAUUUUUAUUUUGCGGUUUUGUAUUAUAUGGGCCGACAUUUUCGCCUGUGAUAGGACAAAUCAAUUUCAAUUGGUGAAUUGAUUAAUUUGAACGAAUUUAAUUUGAGAAAGCAGAAUGAAUUGAAUUUGAGAAAGUUGCACAUGGCAGGCAUGCAACCUUUCCUGGGAUCAGCUGAUUUCCUCUUUCUUUCUUUUUUUGCUUCCCAUGUGUGCCAUUAAAAAUUGAAAAACACUGUAAAAAGUCUUUGAAAGAUUUGAAUUUCCUCUGUUUUUGGUGACUUCUCAUGCAGUGGCAUGCCUGAGACAUGGACAACGAAUCGUAGCGAAGUUGUAUGUCUAUUGAAAAAAAAAAGAAUAAUGCACUAUGUUUCUAAAUAUUCAACUAAGUUGUAAAUAGUUAAUCACUGUUUUAACCCUUGUUCAAUAUACAAUAAGCAUCAAAUGGGAUUUUGGAAUGUUUGCUUAUAUGGGAAGAUGACAGUAGUACUCAAUUGUACUGGCAGUGUUGUAGUACUCUUACUCGGUACUCGUACUCGACUCAUUUUUUUUUGGAGUACCGGUACUCGCACUCGAAGUGACGGUGUUCGUACAUGGUUAGCAAAGUACUCGUACUCGACAUGUUGAAAUUGUACUGAUCAUCAAAGUACUCGUACUCGAAUAGCAGUACUGGGGGAAUGGUAUAGCUUGACUUACCACGGCUAUAUUUCAUCGAUACUUUCAGUUUGAAAUGGUUGAUUGACUUUAUACGGAGAAAUCGAAGUUUCCUGAUUUUCCUCUGUGCACAUCUGGACUACCACAUUUAACAGCUAUACCUGUGAGUGUAUCUGUAUAUCGGUCUGACUGGCCUGGGCCAAUUACGCACAAUGAACCAUUUGCCGGCCGUAUGGCCGUAUUCGGAAAUGAAAGUACAUUAUGCUCAUAUAACUCGUACUCGGAAUACAAGUACUCGUAGUCGAAAGUAUACUCGUACUCAGAGACAUGCCCUUAUACUCGGUAACCUCAGUACUCGGCAUUUCUCGGUACUCGGAAAAAGUAGUCGACUACAACACUGUGUACUGGUCGUCUCGUAUUUAGCAGACAUUGAAAGAACAUCGUUAAAAAAAGAUAUUGCCUGCCGCGUUUAUUAUCAGAGCGCAGUACUUGGAUUUAUUGCUGCAGUAACUGGCUAUAAAUUGUUCAGAUCAAAUAUCGAGGAUAAUAAACAUCAUGCCUGUUAGAACGAAUCUCGAUACGAUCGAAGGUUUGCCUGAUGUGAACAACCUUAUCAAUAUUUGACAUAAGACACACACAAAACAAUCAGCUUGUCCAAAUUGUAAUGUGUUUUUCAAUGUUUGUUUAGGAGAGAAAAGUAUUUUUUUUUUAGACCAAAUGGAUUUUGUCUCAUCAACAAAAUGGAUGGUUAUUUCAGAUAUUGGCUGACGUGGAAACGAGGUUGAAUUAUCCCUCUGAUGCUGAGGUAUGAAAACCUCUUUAGAACAACUCUGAGUCUACACGUUUUAACCAACAUCGUAUUGCAUUUACAGAGAUUUUUAAUUUUUGAAUAUUUUAGAAUCAGAAGGCAUAAUAUUGCUUUAAAGGAUCGAAUAUUUAACCUUAAAUGUAUCAAAGCAUUUCGUUCUGUUUUGUCAUAGUGACAUGUUACAUUCAUUCGCGCGAAUUUCUUCGUGAAAUGUUGUAAUUUUCACAUUUUGUUAAAUUUUUUGUAAGCUUAUCGGGUUUUUUUUUAAUUCAUAUAUAAUUCAUGGAGACUUUGUGAAUUCCUUUUUUUUUUAUCUAUUCCAAUUUCACUUUCGUCCAACGUAUUUACUAUUUCAGUGCAGAUGUAUUAUUGCUUAGGCCUACACUCAUAACAUCAGCUGUAAAUUGCACUUUUUGUACAUGCAUGUAAAAAAAAUAUCUACCGCAUUGUACAUAGUAAAGUUGUAGAACCGUAUGCUCGUGUUUUCCUUUAAAUAUCCGCUUGAUCUUAGAUUAAAAAAACAACUCCUAAAAUCAUGAUUUUCAAUGAUAUUUAAAUAUUGUAGUGAACAAUUUUCUAUAAAAAAGGCUCACGAAUUCGGACCACUAUUACAUUUCAAAAUACUAGAAAGCACUCAGAGAGCGCAAACCUCCGCCCAAGGCUGAACAAUUCCCCGCCAUUAUUGUCGGUACACCCAAAAGAAAUACUCGCAUAAAUGGUGAAGAAUCCUUAAACAAUAAAUCCUAGAUCUUGACCAAGAUCCGGAUCCCUUCCAAAAUCUAAUCGAUUUGUACUUGUACCAAGGACCACCCCUAACAAUGUUUUCGUGCAAAUCCGUCCAUAACUUUUUGAGUUAUCUUGUUAGCAGACAAACAAACCAUCCAACCAACUAACCAACCAAUAAAAUCCGAUGAAAACAUAACCUCCUUGGCGGAGGUAAUAUACCUUAUCAUGCUGCCACCAUUUCAGUCAUGCUCCCUGUAUCCAAUUACAGUACUGAAUGAUAAUGUUUUUUGUGCAAAAAAAAGGAACCAGACUAUUUUCCUUCCAGCCUCGCUUUGGUUACGCUGAUUUGAAUGGGAAAAAUCCCAAUGGCUGCAACAUGAUAAUGGUCUAUGAAGAUGUUUUGGGCCACCUAGAAGCAUGUAGGCAUCUAUAAAUUACUGUAUAGUGUAAGCCUUGUAUACGUCAAUACAAGUAUUAAGUCUAAUUUGCUAAGAUCUUUAUGCACAUUUGAAUCAUAAAUAUUAUCACUUUAUUACAAAGUUUUAUGUUAUAAUACUGUAUACGUAUUUGUAGUUGUAAUAUGUCUGAGUUUUAAAAACAAAUGUAGAAAAUCUGCGACAGCUGGGUCAGAAAGGCCAACCUUCUCCCGAUCCGAUCAUUAUGUUAUUGUUUUUUCUCACAGACUCUUUGGAGGAAUUAUUUGUUUAUGAAAAUCAUAAAUUGAACAUUGUCACCAAUUGAGGGCUCACUCCAUACCUUCCUUUCGUCAUAAACGUUUUAAAAGGUUAUAAAAAGAAACCAGUGCCUGCAGAGAUUUGAUAUCAAAUCACUUUUGAUGUAAAUAAGGUUUCAAUUGAUAUGCUUUCCAUAUAAUGUCUUUGAAAAAAAAAGAAAAAAAAAGUGAGACAGCGAUUUUUUACCCAUAUCAUUUUUCAGAAUUUUUGUAAUUAUAAAUUUCUAAUAGGCCGUAUUCCAGCUGCUUUUUUUAAUUGAGAAACAACUGAUUUUGUCAAUUGUACGUCAUUUUUUAUUUUUGUUGUUAUGGUUUUCCUAGAAUUCCAGCACAUUUUUCUUUCUAAUUUACCGUUUGAUUAGUAUGAUUGUUUGUAUGUAGACUUGUUUAUAAAUAGACGAUUUUCACUCUGAAUGUAACCUUAUUUUGCUUAAUUAAUGUGUACAGCUCGUAAUUUAUUCACCAAAGAAUCAAAUCUAGUUCGAGUCUUACAUUGCUUCAGUUGGAACAGAUGCGUUCAGACCGUACCGGUUUAUCCGCACAAUAUGUUUUCUUAAUGUUCAAAAGUGCCUUAUGGUUUGAAGCCGUUUGUAUUCCGUCCAUUUUUCUUAGAUAGCGAGGAAUGUGUUUAAUAAAGAAAUACUGUAUACAAAUUA